AUGUUCAGUCGCCUCGUAUCGCAGCUCAGGCAGAGCCACAGGCUGAUCGCACGCGCCAACUCAUCCAUCGCCUCGUCGACCGUAGCGGUUCCAUCAAAGACGUCCCCCCAAGCUCCCAAUUACCCGUCUACAUGGUCUACUAGUCAAAAUCCAAGACCAGCCGGAAGCUCGGGCCCACGUUUCGAGCAAACAGCUAUGGAAGUGCAGCCCAACCCACUUAGCGCAAUGGAACUCAUUGCGAAUGAGCCCAUUCGGCUCGUUCACGGCCGGAAAGCUGUAUGUGAUGGCGGUGGCGGUCCUCUGGGCCACCCUAAAAUCUACAUCAAUCUGGAUCAACCCGGUCCCAGACCAUGCGGCCCAUCGUUGUUUAGCGGGAUUCGUUUCGAACAAGCACCCCACGAUCAUUAG
Molecule: messenger RNA, 408 nt
Organism: Pleurotus ostreatus (oyster mushroom)
Lineage: Eukaryota; Fungi; Basidiomycota; Agaricomycetes; Agaricales; Pleurotaceae
Exons: 4
Coding region: 1-408 (135 amino acids)
Biological process (GO): mitochondrial electron transport, NADH to ubiquinone
Source: RefSeq, a predicted model, not a curated record